Messenger RNA from Durotheca rogersii, 2393 nucleotides. Its product is annotated as A/B/D/E cyclin. Bases 434 to 1921 code for a protein of 495 amino acids. The record is from RefSeq and is a predicted model, not a curated record. Gene Ontology annotation, cellular component: cytoplasm; centrosome; nucleus. NCBI's taxonomy places the organism in Eukaryota, Fungi, Ascomycota, Sordariomycetes, Xylariales, Xylariaceae. Gene Ontology annotation, molecular function: cyclin-dependent protein serine/threonine kinase regulator activity. Gene Ontology annotation, biological process: G2/M transition of mitotic cell cycle; regulation of cyclin-dependent protein serine/threonine kinase activity. The transcript has 5 exons.
CUCCACUUCCUUCUUCUCAACACAAAAAGCCCGCUGCCAAACCCCGAUCUAAACAUCCUGCUGCUCUCCAAAACAUACGCCGUCCCUACGCCGUCCCUCCACCGGGAAAUCCACCUCUUCUACUUCUCUCUCCAGUUCUCUCUUGCCUCUAUCUCCUAUCCUUCAUCGUCACUUGCAUUUCUCGUCCCUCCUUCUCGCCUCUUGCUUCCUUCUCUGUCUCUCGUGAUACCCAUCUUCGCGUCGUCGCGUCGCCUCUGCCUCGGGUCGGGCCAGCCGCUGAUGCUCAAGCCAGCGGCUCAUUGACGUGCAGAGGUCUUAUUUCAUCAUCCAAGCUAGAACCGAAGAGGAUCUAGCUCUUUAACUUCUCGACCUAGUGUUCGUUAAGCUCCGUUGUGUUCAUUUCAACAAUCUCGUCUUCAUUCAUCUCGUCAAGAUGCCUCCAGGACGUCCUGCUCGCCAGCGCGUCAUUUCCAACGAGAAUGAUGAAAAUAGCAACUCUACGCGUAUGACGCGUGCAAAGGCCGCUGCUCUAGAGGUCGAUGUUACUUCCCAGCCUGCGAAGCAGGCUCUUCAGUCCAAGAAGUCCGCCGCGACUGCCAAUCCUACCGCCCAGCGAAAACGUGCCGCCCUAGGCGAUGUCAGCAAUGUCGGGAAGGGCGAGGUUGCCGAAGGCAAGAAGCCCCUAGGCGGAGGCAAGGGGGGCCUCGUCUCCAAAGCUGCACAGCCCACCGGUGUCCAGAAGAGCCAGGCCCGUGCCACAUCGACGCGAUCCGCGUUGGCUACCAAGGAGCCAAAGAAGACGGAAGUAAAGCGUGCCGGGUCCGGUUCCGGUGCCAUUGGCGCGUCCCACAAGCGGAAGGUCACUUCAGCUACCGUUAAGCAAGAUGUCCUCGCCGAGGAGGAGCCGGUCCGCAAGAAGGCCAAUACGCAGGAGGUUACAUCCAAGAAGGCGGAACGAUCAGAGCCCCAGUCCGGCAAGGGCGAGAGCGUCACCCAGAAGGCGUCCCCAGAAGAGAGCUACGGCCCAAAGAAGGAGGAGGAGCUCGUGCUCCCUCCCGGUGUAACAAACCUAGAGGAUGACGGCGCCGACGAUCCCUUGAUGGCUGCCGAAUAUGCCCACGAGAUCUUCGAGUACCUCCGUGACCUAGAGUGCAAGUCGAUUCCGAACCCUCAGUACAUGUCUCAUCAGGAUGAGCUGGAGUGGAAGACACGAGGCAUCUUGGUCGAUUGGUUGAUCGAAGUCCAUACGCGAUUCCAUCUUCUCCCGGAAACCCUAUUUCUGGCCGUCAACAUCAUCGAUCGCUUCCUGUCUCAGAAGGUGGUGCAGCUCGACCGUGUCCAGCUGGUCGGCAUCACUGCCAUGUUCAUUGCGGCCAAGUAUGAAGAGGUGCUGUCGCCUCAUGUUAGCAACUAUCGGCAUGUUGCGGAUGACGGCUUCAGCGAGGCAGAGAUCCUUAGUGCGGAGCGUUUCAUCCUCGAUACGCUGAACUACGACCUGAGCUACCCGAAUCCGAUGAACUUCCUUCGUCGUAUUUCCAAGGCGGAUGAUUAUGAUAUCCAGUCUCGGACGAUUGGCAAGUUCCUGAUGGAGAUCAGCAUCGUUGACCAUCGGUUUAUGGCUUACCGUCCCAGCCACAUUGCCGCCGCGGCCAUGUACCUGGCUCGUCUGAUCCUCGACCGAGGCGAAUGGGACCCGACGAUCGCGUACUACGCUGGAUACACUGAGGAGGAGAUUGAGCCCGUAUUCGAGCUCAUGGUUGACUAUCUGGCUCGUCCCAUCGUCCACGAAGCCUUCUACAAGAAGUACGCCAGCAAGCGAUUUAUGAAAGCAUCUCUCCUCACGCGCCAGUGGGCCAAGAAGAACGCCCCCAUCUUCGGCAUUACGGAUACCAAGUUGCCCGUAGAUGAGGUCUCGGACUAAUAUCGCCCGCCAUACUUAACCCUACACUGGCAAUAACCCAUGAUGACCUCUUCACAUUUGGGUGUCUUCAGUGUCAGGAUACUCGAGGCCUCAUUUGGAUGACGGCCUUACGAAUAACAACUUGUGUGACGCAUUCGGCCUAUGAAUUUCACUCUCGAUCCCGAAUCCCGGUCGCCUAGGUUAUUACCCGUCAUGUUUUGACUUGGGCAUCACCUUACCAUAUCCCGUAUCUUGGGGGAGACAGUUGGCUUGCCGGCGACGCAAGCAUCAUCUCGCCGUAUUACGAGCAUCCCCCUCCUUUUCCGUAGCCUGCGGCUACUUUGUCAUGCAUUUAUAUUGGCCCGGAUGUUCCCCAUGUCGCUAUGUGCUCGGCACGUGGCGUCAGUGAGUUGGUGUCAGGAGCCUCGGGUUUGAGGCGGGCGGGUGGCGUUGUCUGGAUUAUUUCACCCUCCAUGAAGCACGCUUGGCUUGU